Musca domestica (house fly) is the source of this 865-nucleotide messenger RNA. It is a transcript of the gene Obp83b, whose product is annotated as pheromone-binding protein-related protein 6. The record is from RefSeq and is a predicted model, not a curated record. Gene Ontology annotation, biological process: sensory perception of smell. Bases 313 to 840 code for a protein of 175 amino acids. Gene Ontology annotation, molecular function: odorant binding. Lineage: Eukaryota; Metazoa; Arthropoda; Insecta; Diptera; Muscidae. The transcript is spliced from 5 exons.
CAUUUAAAAAAAUCAGUACAAAUUGAAAAACAUUUAACAAUUUGUCAACACACACGUUGCAAUUUUCCACUUGACAAUGUGCAUUAUCAGUCAGUCAGCCAGCCACCAACCAAUCGACCAACUAACUAACUGACAAGCACCAGUCAUAUUCAACGAUUUUGUAGUCCAUUAUUGGUGUUGUUGUACUUGUUUUUAACAAAUAGUGUAUUGUAAAUAGAACAGUGCAAAAGCUGCGAAAACCGGAGUUAUCCACCCGAUCAGGAGGACCAAGAAGCAGAGAAUUUUUCGAGGGGGCAUAAAUAGCACCACUCCAUGAGUGCGAACAACUACUCAUCCUUUCGAAAAAAUACAGUGUCGCAUUUGAAAAUCGAAAUGUCUUUCGCUGGCAUUUGGCGUAGCGGCCGAACACAAUUGUUGUACACAAUUUUAAUUGUCGUAUCGUUGUUGUCCUGUCGUUGCCAAGCUCAACAACCCAGACGUGAUGCAGAGUAUCCCCCACCGGCAAUUUUGAAAAUGGCAAAACCAUUUCAUGACACAUGUGUAGAAAAAACUGGCGUAACUGAUGCGGCCAUCAAGGAAUUCAGUGAUGGCGAGAUCCAUGAAGAUGAGGCUCUCAAGUGCUAUAUGAAUUGCCUUUUCCAUGAAUUCGAUGUAGUCGAUGAUAAUGGCGAUGUUCAUUUGGAGAAGUUAUUUGCAGCCAUUCCCGGCUCUUUGCGUGAAUUACUCGUAAACGCUUCGCAAAAUUGUGUACAUCCGGAGGGUGAUACCUUGUGCCACAAGGCCUGGUGGUUCCAUCAGUGCUGGAAGAAAGCAGAUCCGGUGCAUUACUUUUUGGUCUAAUUGAUGGACCGAGGGAGCGACAAUC